Protopolystoma xenopodis is the source of this 810-nucleotide messenger RNA. NCBI's taxonomy places the organism in Eukaryota, Metazoa, Platyhelminthes, Monogenea, Polystomatidea, Polystomatidae. The record is from the annotation of a GenBank genome assembly.
AUGCUUUUUGCUCAAGUUUUAGAACUAUCAUCAUUUGUACCUUUCUUUUCCACUUUUUUAGUCGGAUCGAUUUGCCUCUCUUCCAAUCGACGCAGUUCCACCUUGGGCUCAGAGCCUGGCCGUCCCGGCACUGAUGUUGCCUUUACCCACCAUCGAACUCAACUCCAAACUCAAAAUCAGCAACAACAGUAUCAGCUACAUUUACGCUCUGGCAGUACGGUCCCAAGCCUACACUCUUCCACGCGUAAUGGGCCUAGUGCGAUGGUUUUUGGAGAUACAGCCUCAGGCAUGAGCUCGAACGUUAGUUCACGACAGACAACGCUUGAUCGGCACAGUACGCCUAGCCACUCUAACGCCGGUGGUGUAACUGGCGGACUUGUGCCUCGGGGUCACACCUUAUUUCAUGUUCCGGCACAGACGCAAGUGCAUCCACCUCAUGGUCAUGACAACUAUCCUCAUAGCCAUGGCCCUCCUGGUUCGCGCCUGCCCCAGCUUACUCAGCGUAGAGCCACAACUAUCAGUGCACCAGGUCAAGGCCAACUUCGACAUCAGCAACAGCGAUCCUCUGUCAGUCUGCUCAACCAUUCAGGAAGUGUUAAUGGUGUUAGUGUUGAGACUUCUCCUGAGUCCAAUGUUCAAAGACCUCUUCACACCGAGGCCUGCAGAUCCAUACAAUCUGAAGAGAUGGUCGCAGCAAGCGAUGCUGGCUAUGGGAAGACUGACGGUAAAAGAGAAGGAUCUGAUCAGAGCUGUUCUAUUAACGAGUAUGUCCAUCCUUACUAUUUAUUUCUACUUGAUUUGACAACCUAG